AUGCUAAAUAUAUUCAAAUACUGUUUAUUCCUCCUCCUGAUAAACUCCUCUUUUGCCUAUAAAACUUUCAAAGACGUAAUAGUGGCUGAUGAUUCAAAUUUUGAAGACCUAAUCCAUGAAAAGGGAAAAUACACAUUUAUAAAUUUCUAUUCAAAACAAUGUAUUCAUUGUCAAAAAUUAGCUCCAAAUUUUCAAAUUUUAACUCAAUUAUUCAACAACACCAAGAUCCAAAUUGCUCAAUUAGAAGGUCGUGAAAAUAAAAGAAUUAGGAAAAAAGAAUCAAUCGCAGGUUUCCCCACAUUAAGAUUAUACGCUUUUGAUGGUACUCAUCUUGGUUCUUAUAAUGGUGAUCGUUCAAUUGAAGAUAUGGCUGAUUUUGUAAAUUCUCAUACUGGUGUCGUACCAAAUUGGCCUGAUUUGAAAGUUUUGCAAAUUUCAUCAAAAUUAGAAUUGGAUGAAAUUGUUACAAUGGAAGAUAAUGUUGUAUUAGCAUUCAUUGCACCUUGGCUAGAAAAUUGGGUCGGUAAAUAUUCAUUUAUUGAAAGAUUAGCUUCAAAAUUAUCAAAUGUUAGAUUCAUAAAAGUUGAUGCAACAAGUGAAGAAGCUACUGAAUUGACAAGUUUAUAUAAAAUUGAUAAAUUCCCAACUAUUUUACAUUUUAAUUCUCAUGAUUCUUUAACAAAUUUUAGAAUACUAGAGAUUAAUAAAGAUAUUGAUAUUAUUGAUGGACCAACUAUUGAAGAAUUUUUAAAUAAUCAAAUUGGUCAAGCUUAUGAUUCAAUUGAAAAUUUGGAAAUUGUUAAAGGUGAGGAUGCUGAACAACAAGAUGUUCAAUUGAAAAGGGGUUUUAAUUUCGAUGUCCAGAAGAAAACUACUCCAGAGCAAGAAGAGGAGGCUUAUAAAAGAUUAAGAGAAUUGUGA
Hansenula anomala is the source of this 921-nucleotide messenger RNA. RefSeq lists its product as uncharacterized. The coding region runs from base 1 to 921 and encodes 306 amino acids. NCBI's taxonomy places the organism in Eukaryota, Fungi, Ascomycota, Saccharomycetes, Phaffomycetales, Wickerhamomycetaceae. Gene Ontology annotation, molecular function: protein disulfide isomerase activity. Gene Ontology annotation, cellular component: endoplasmic reticulum. Gene Ontology annotation, biological process: protein folding. The transcript has a single exon. The record is from RefSeq and is a predicted model, not a curated record.